CACAUAUACACACACACGCGCGCGCACGCGCGCGCGCGCAUCCCCGUGCACCACGCAUCACCACCGUCGACGGUAACGGUAUGGUUCACGCGGAUACAUGAGCCUCUCUCUCUCUCUCUCUCCACAUAUAUAUAUAGAUACUAUUCUAUCUAUAUGUGUCCGUCUAUUUAUAUGUCUGUCCAUGUAUCUAUCUGUCUAUCGAUUUGUUUAUCUAUCUGACUCCUCUCGCGCUUCCGCUUUGCAUCGCGAGUGCUCUCGUAACGCGCGAUACUUUCUUUUCUUUUUUUUCGACCAAUCUCACCCGAUAGAUCAGGAUACGAUUGUCGAGUGGCAUUGCCACCGAUAUUUCCACCUCUGAUAUAUACCUAGUGUCACCAUAAAUCGAUAACAGUUGCCCUGUCGUGUGAUAAGAUGGAGGGUAAGAAGGAUCUCCGCGGAGAGUGCCGAAAAGAGGAUAUAAUAUCAGAUAAUAACAACCGCAAAUUGGAGAUAAAUCCUUUUCCGAACUCAGGUGGAAAAUCAUAAUUAUGGAACCUACUGCAAGAAACAUGAAGGAAGCCGACAACAGCGAAACUAUAGAAAACAUCCUCAAUCACGACAAAUAUUUUGUACAUAAUGUGUCAUAUGCGUCAAAAAUGGCCGCGGUGGACAUCGAAUUCAAUGAUUUGACGUAUGCGGUGUCGAGUUUUCGAAAAGAAUCAAAGAUGCUUUUAAAAGGAAUUAGCGGACAAUUCAAAUCGGGUGAGAUAACAGCGACAAAAAAUUUUACUGCAUCGUAAAAACUUGCAAUUUAUCAUAAACAUUAAAGCAGACAUUCCAUAUACAGAUGUACGGAGAUAAAUGGCUCAAUAAUUAUCAACGGACAGCCGCGGGAUAUGCAGAAGUUCAAGAAAAUGUCAUGCUAUAUCAUGCAAGAAGAUCUCGCGCAACCGGGACUCACGGUUAUAGAAGCGAUGUCCUUCGCCGCAGAGUUAAAACUCGGCAAAAAAAAAUCACAAUCCGAAAAACGUAUCGCCAUAAACGAGAUUCUGACUAUAUUUGGAUUGUCGAAAACACAAGACACGCUUAUGGAACGUCUCUCCGGUGGCCAGAGAAAGAGGCUGAUAAUCGCACUCGAACUAGUGAACAAUCCACCUGUAAUUUUUCUCGAUGAACCGACCACCGGAUUAGACGAGUUGUCCUCUUUUCAUUGCAUCGAUAGUCUUCAAAAGCUGGCACGUUUCGGACGAAAUGUUAUAUGCUCGAUACAUACUCCCAGCGCGACUGUAUUUAACAAAUUUCACAACAUCUACAUCAUGGCUGCCGGUCAAUGUGCUUAUAGGGGCACCCCGAAUAACAUAUUGCCAUUCCUACAAGGCAUAGGUCUAGAAUGUCCGAAGCAUUACAAUCCGGCGGACUUCGUAAUAGAAAUCAGCUCGGGCGAUUAUGGUUCCGAUCCGAUCAAACAAAUGAUUAUUACUUGUGCCAAGAAGUUACCGAUUCUUCCGAUUUCUCGAGCAAAGUAUAAACUCGAGCUUGAUACGCAGAAUCCGAAAGUUUUUUGGCUCGAUCAAUUCAAAACGCUAAUAGAAAGAAUGAUAUUGCAACUUUAUCGAAAUAGAAAUUAUAUUUAUAUAAAGACAUCAGUAUAUAUUUUUUUGGGACUAAUAAUUGGCUCAAUGUAUUUUAAUAUGGGCAAUGACGGCUCCAAGACUGUGUUCAAUUUUGGCUUUUGCUUCGGGUGCCUAAUAACAUUCCUGUACAUACCCAUGCUAUCAGUAUUACUGAAUUUUCCUUUUGAAAUUAAGGUAAUAAAACGAGAAUACAUCAACAGAUGGUACAAUCUUAGCGCGUACUAUUGGGCCCUAACUGUAAUCAAUAUACUUCUACAGAUACUGUUCGGAUUUAUAUUUCUUUCAAUAGUCUACUUCAUUACGGGACAACCCUUGGAGUGGCAUAGAUGCAUUAUGUUCUUUAGUACUUGCUUCAUAUGCUCCUUCAUCGGGGAGAGUAUAGGAUAUAACAUUGCUACCAUAUUCAAUUCCGUAAAUGGUAUGUUCAUCGGACCAGUGAUACUUUGUACCAUGGUUUUAGCCGCGAUGCAAGGUUUUGGAGAUCCCACUUCUCUAUCAAUUUAUCGAAAGUUAUUCAUGUAUAGCAGUUAUGUUCGAUAUGGACUGGAGGCUCUCACAGUAGCCAUGUACGGUUUUAAUAGACCGAGACUACCUUGCCCAGCGGAAGAAAUAUAUUGUCAUUAUAGUUCGCCCAAAAAGAUCUUUCAAUUGAUAGCUCUAGAGAAUGCUCCAAAUUAUUGGGUGGAUUUGCUAGCUCUUAUUAUUAUAUUUAUUAUUUAUAAGAUAAUGUUUUAUUAUUUAUUGAAGCAAAGAGUGCAACCAAACAAAACUAUUGAGAUACUUCAAAUAAUCGGGAAAUCCGUCAAGAACCAUUUCAAUAUAUGAUUGUUAAUGCUUUUAGCUCAACGCUCUUUAAAACAAAUUUUAAAUUCAAAAUGUAAUUGUGAAAAAAAUACGAUUAUUGAUACAAUGAUAGGUUAAACGUAAUAUUAAUUGUUGUUAAAAAAUGAUUUGUACCAAUAAUAUAAAAAGUUGAUAAUCUGUUAUAAUUUUUGUUAAAUAAAAAAAAGUAAAUCGCGUA
Messenger RNA from Formica exsecta, 2634 nucleotides. RefSeq names its product ATP-binding cassette sub-family G member 1-like. NCBI's taxonomy places the organism in Eukaryota, Metazoa, Arthropoda, Insecta, Hymenoptera, Formicidae. Gene Ontology annotation, molecular function: ATP hydrolysis activity; ATP binding; ABC-type transporter activity. The record is from RefSeq and is a predicted model, not a curated record. Gene Ontology annotation, cellular component: plasma membrane. The transcript is spliced from 12 exons.